Messenger RNA from Microcebus murinus (gray mouse lemur), 4400 nucleotides. The record is from RefSeq and is a predicted model, not a curated record. Lineage: Eukaryota; Metazoa; Chordata; Mammalia; Primates; Cheirogaleidae.
CAGGUGGGGAAUCCUGCCAGGACCCGUCCUUCCCUUCAGGGCAGUGUGUUUCCUUAUGCCUGGGGUGGGUCCAGAAAUGUCCUCCAGAAACUAAAGCCUGGACCCAGGGGCUUCAGGAGUCUGCUUGGUACUCAUGUGGCUGAGCUGGUACCUAAAUUGUAAAACAAAGUCCUGAACUCUUCCCUUUCCUUUCCCCACAUUGAAGAAGACUCUCCCUGAGCUGCACUGCCUGAAGUUGGGGGCAGGGGGACACAGGCACUGGCUUGGCUGCUAUGGUUGGUGUCUCACUGGGUCAUGUGUACCCCAAAUUUAAGCUUUAGUAACUUCAGAAAAAUAGGUGCUACAAAUUUACCCCCAAGAUUACUUGAAGUUUUAAUUAUGUAUGUUUAUACUAACUUUAGUUUUGUGGAUGUUGAAUAAUGAAUUAUUAGUUUUAAUUAUUUGAGUUAGCCCCUCUGAUUCAAAACAGUAAGGCUUACUGUAAAACAAAAAAUGUACUAUUCAGCAUUCAUGAAAAUAAGUAUAAAAAGACUUUAGGUUUUAUAUAUGGGCUGGUGUGAGGCAAAACUGUUCUGUAGACAACAUGGAUUUGAGGGUAUGUGUGACCCUGAGAGUACAAAUGUCUGGGUACAAGCAGAAAUUCCAGGUAGUUCAGACUUCUAAGGUGCUAGUCAAGGGCUCCACCCGGUAACAGGGGUCUGAGUAAUAUCUGGAUUCUGAAUGAAACAAACACAAUUUCACAGAAGCAAAUAUGAUAAAGGGUGGAGUUGGAAAAUGGGAUGGCAGGGGAGGGCAGAGGGGCUCCGGAGGUGGAGGGAUCUGGUGGGUGGGGGAGGGGCAGUGGCCACACCCUCCUGUCGUCCCCUCCCCACCCUCAGAAACCCUCUGUGACUCUCCUGUGCUCUGUGAUUCAGGCCUGGGACUAUAGCCAGGUGCAGGCACCCUCAGAGCUCAGUUGCUUCAGGCAGCCAUGCCAUUCACACAAUGGAGAACAUUCUCUGUUUCCCAAGCUGCCACAUAGAGCCAUGGCUGAGCUUUGGCUCAACUGUUUUGGAUACGGACCCCCAAUUUGUCUUUCUGGGUGGAUUGGGGUUACUGUUUCUAUACCUGUUCUACCUGGUAAUGAAAUCAUUUUUUUCAACCACCUUGGAAAAUGAAGACAUCACAAAGGACAGAGCCAAGAGGAGAAGGAAUGGUGGGACGUUGAAAGGUCAGAGAACUCACCAGUGCAAAGCAGAGGAGGAAAGGAAGCUGUUUUCUAUUCUGAUAAGCUUUGUACCUCCUGUCUUCUACAGCCCCUGGGUUGACAAUCAUGAUACCAUGAGCUUUCGUCAGCUGUUAUGUCCAGACCCACUCUGUGAUGUGUGCAACAGCACAACUGCUGAGAUCAUGAAAGUGCUGCUCCGACAGUCCCUGGAAGAUGCUGCUCCCUCUGUGUCACUUUUAGGUUAUCCAGUUUCUGUGACAGAGUCAUCACAUACUUUCUCCUCCACCCUGUCAGUAAGCCCCCCAGGAGAAUUAAUACCAGCCCCUCUGCCUGAGCCUUCUCCACCUCCUGCCUCCUUUCUCUCACCUGACCUGAUGACCCCCUUACCUGACUUACCUUCACCUUCACCACCGGAUGACCCUCUGCCACCAGAGCCCAUUUCUCCCUCAAAUUCCAAACCCCUAGUGGACCCUUCUUCACCCCAGCCACUUGCCUUUCCCCCUCUCCCCCCACAUCACACUCAGGGAGCAGACCCUGUUCUCCAACCAGAGGCCACUUUGUCUGUAAAGACCAUCUUUGCAUUUGACCCCAUCCUCUCCCAAGACAUCAGCCCCUUACAAAAUUCAUCCCUGGCAAUAGAUCCCACUGAUACCCAUGCUUGUCAUCAUGCACCGCCAACCCCAUCUGCUUCACCACUGCCAGAUGGCACCUUAACUGUGACUCAAUCCAAAUCAACUUCCAGCGUGUCAAAGCCUGUUCUGGAAGUGUCAUCUCCAGCUAGCACUGAUGAACUGUCCACUUACGUCCCAACAAUCAGAGGCAUUGACCCUUCAAGUUUUGCAAUUUUAGAAUUCUCCUGGUGGCAGCCUCAUGCCCAGGACUUGUUCCCCUCCAACUUGGCACCAUGUGACUUCAAGCAAGAGCUUUCUGCCCUCCAUUCUUCUGAGGCUUCUUUUGUGGGAGACUCUGCAGCCAUCCUUAUUGAACCUGGGAAACUCUCUUUUUUCAACCCUGAUAUUCUGGCACUGUUGGAGAGACAAGUUAAAAAGAGGAGUGAUUUCCUGAUGUGGAAGGAAAAGGGAAAGAAAAUGGGAUCUUUUCCGAAGCAACUUAAGUCAGACUACCGACUAAAUUCUUCAGCCCAACUGUUAGUGUCAACUGCUGAUAAACAUGGCUCAGCAGUUUCUCUUCCUUUGUGGACCAGCACAGAUAAACCAGAAGAGUUGCAUGCGCAUCCACAGCAUAUAUAUUCUAAGACCUUUGAGGACAAUUUAAAGCAAAAAUAUAUACAGCUCUUCUGUGGUCUCCCAUCUCUGCACAGUGAGUCCCUGCAGUCUACUGUCCUCAUCCUGGGUGGUUCUUCCUCAACCUUUGUGCUCUUCAAUGGAAUCUCAAAUGCCUCCGUAGCCCAAGAAUCCCCAGUACUUCCUCUUCCCCAACCUCUGUCCUUGCCUGAGGCCCAAUCUCAACUUUUGCCUCAAAUCCUGCCUCCAUCUCAGCCCCUAGCCCUCACUCAAGUCCAAUCCCAGGCCCAACUUCAAUCCCCAUUCCCAAUCCUAUCAUCUGAUUCUCUAUCCCAGAUUAGGAUCUGUGGAGUAUGUUUUCAUAAACCCCAGAAGGAGGCACAGAGUCUUAUGCCAUCUGAAAUUCAUCACCUAGAAUGGAAUGUGUUGCAGAAAGAACAGGAAAUUAUGUGGGGUUUACCCUCUGUGGUCAAGAAAUCUCAGAAAGACUUUUGUCCUCCAUCUCCCAACCUUACACUGGUCAGCCACUCCUUCAAGGCUCAUGUUCCAAUCUCUAUCCUUCCUGGAGAUUUUCCUCUCAGCAGUGAGCUUCGGAAGAAACUAGAGCACCACCUUCGAAAGAGGCUCAUCCAACACCGGUGGGGCCUGCCCCGCAGGAUCUAUGAGUCUUUGUCACUGCUGAAUCCUCAGAGAAAAAUUCCUGAGACAUCUGAGUCAAAGUGCCAUUAUGGACUCUCAUGGAUCUCUUUCUUUAAAAGUCAAGGCAGUAAAGAUCUAGAGAAUUCUGGAUUGAGUCAAUCUGGAAGCCUCCAUGAGAGAUGCUCAGAAAUGCUUUCACUAAAGAAGAAUGUGAGGAAGGAUCAGGGACAUAGCCUAGAGAAUGGCCCGAAAGAUCAUCUGUUGAAUAACCCAGAGAGGUCUUCAGAUAAGGGUCUAGGGUCUCACUCUGUGAAAGACGUAGAACAUCACAUGGUGAGUCUUCCAGGGAAUAAUUCAAGGGCCUCAAGUAUGAGCCUGGGUCCAGAACAACUUGAAAAUGCCCUGACAGCACACUUGAGCAAGAAAUUUGAGAAAAUCAGUGAGAGUCAGAUUUCUAGGACUAUGCAUAAUUCAUGUCAUUCUAUCAAGCAAACAGUGCCUCUUCCUAAGAAAUCCCACAGCCAAAUAAAACACAGAAAUUUGGUAUCAUUGGUGGGUGGGAACCACAACCUGAAUACCUCCCAGGAGGUUUUCUCUGUUGGCUCCAGCCAGCAAGAGCUGUUGGAAGACCAUAUUAAAAGUUAUUAUAUGAGGAUGAUAUGGGGUCUUCCCCCCAAGGUCCUUGAAUCCAUGGAAAUCUUUAACUCAAAGAAGGACUCAUCGGAAUCUUUACCUAACUUUGCCUCUUCAACCUACCUUAUUUCUGGGGUGGAUUCUAAGGAUGGAGUUUCCAGGCCCCUUAGAAGAAGCUCUAAAGCUUUUCAUGAAGAACAGGUGAGAACAACAAAUUCAGUUCCCAUCCUGGAUCAUGUCUUCCCUGUCCCCUCACCUGUGGGCAAAGGAGGACAGGGAACCUUAAGACAAUCACCAUCUGAUACCAACCAUGAGCUUACAGAGAACCUCCAGACAAUUGAGGAUGGCAAACAGACUUUUCUGGCCCCCCCUCAUAGCAGCAUAAACAAAGCAAGUCAGAAGCCCUCUAUACUAACCAACAGAUACAGGCCAAAGCUGCCCACAAGGCAAGCUGGGGCUGGACAUAAGCCAGUGGAUGUGAAAAUGAGUUCCAAUGAUGGAGCAGCAAGGCUUCAGGGCAAAAGGAUAAAGAAUUUGGAACAUUUUCCCAAACUCAACAGGUCCAGGGAGAUAUUCAAGGCACAGGAGCUUUAUGCUCUUCAAUAACAAUCCAGUAAUGACUUGACAACUCGUCAGUUGGAAAGCUCCCCAGUGAUAAACAUGUUCCAUUUCAUUUA